AACUCACCUUCUCUAGCAAUAUGAUGUCACCCCAAUAAAUUUGUAUUUUUUGGUUUUAAUCGGCAUUGGUAAGCUAAGGUCAAUUAAUUUACUUAAUCUAUAGACCUUAGUGAUCCCUUGUCUUUUUUUUUUUUUUUAAUCAAGUGAUCCUUGUCUUAAAAACCCAAAAAAAAGAGUGACCCAUGCAAAACCAACAAUAAAAAAGAAAAUCAAAAUAUAUAUAUUCAGGCAUUGGAAUAAUAAUGGCUGGAUUUGGAAGUAAGAUUGCCUUUAUUUUCUUGGUUUUUGCCAUUACUAUUCCAUGUCUUGAGGCAGGUAUUGCUGAGUUUGAUGAUUAUCUUAAAGAACAAGCCCAUUUAGCUCACGAAAUUGCUCUUAAGUCCUAUGUGCCCAAUCCUGAAAACAUUACAAGUGAUCUCAAUCUACAUGUUCACAAGGCAAUGCAAGAGGCAAUGGAAGAGGUGUCUUUAAAUAGCACAAGGAGGGAACUAAUACAAGCUAGAGGUGGAAGAGGCGGUCAUCGCGGUAGAAGAUGCCUAGCCACCAAUCCAAUUGACCGUUGUUGGAGGUGUAGAAGAGAUUGGGCCCAAAACCGUCAAUUGUUAGCCAAAUGUGGAAAAGGUUUUGGUAGAAAGGCCGUAGGAGGACUUGGUGGUAAGUACUAUGUUGUCACCGAUCCAUCCGACAAUGAUAUGGUGAACCCAAAACCUGGCACUCUCCGAUUUGGUGUCGUUCAAAAGGGACCACUUUGGAUCAUUUUCCAACGUAACAUGGUUAUUACAUUGAAACAAGAAUUGUUAGUUUCAUCUGACAAGACCAUCGAUGGUCGUGGAGCCAAUGUGCAAAUUAGGGACGGCGCUGGUAUUACUUUGCAGUUUGUGAACAAUGUCAUCAUUCACGGUCUUCGCAUAAAGAACAUUAAGUCUAGGAAUGGUGGUAUGAUUAGAGAUUCUUUUGAUCACGUUGGACUUAGAACAAGGAGCGAUGGCGAUGCUAUCUCUAUCUAUGGUUCAUCAAACAUCUGGAUUGAUCAUCUUUCCUUAUCUAACUGUGAGGAUGGUCUUGUUGAUGUUAUUUAUGGCUCUACUGCAGUCACAAUAUCAAAUUGCCACUUGACCAAACAUAAUGAUGUGAUGUUGUUUGGAGCUAGUGAUACAUUUAAAGAUGACAAGAUAAUGCAAAUUACAGUUGCAUUCAACCAUUUUGGACAAGGAUUAAUCCAAAGAAUGCCAAGGUGUAGAUGGGGAUUUGUACAUGUUUUGAACAAUGAUUACACACAUUGGAUUAUGUAUGCAAUUGGUGGUAGUUCAGGACCAACAAUUCUUAGUCAAGGAAACCGUUUCAUUGCACCUGACAACAAUGCUGCAAAAAUAGUUACACAUAGAGAUUAUGCAUCACAAGAUGUUUGGUCAAAAUGGCAAUGGACAUCACAAGAUGAUUUUUUCAUGAAUGGUGCUCAAUUUGUUCAAUCUGGUUCUCCUAUUAAGAAUCUUCCAUUCAAAAAAGGAUAUUUGAUGAAACCAAGACAUGGUAGAGAAGCUAAUAGGCUUACAAGGUUUGCUGGGGCACUCAAUUGCAUUGUGGGCAGACCUUGCUAGAAAGGAUAUUAAUAAUAUAUAAAUUAAUUGUUGUACUUACUCAUUCUCGAUCAUAUAUUAAAUAUAAACAAAAGUCAAAAUGUAUUUCCUUUAAAAUUGAAUCAAAUAUAUUUUGACUUUUUAUAUAUUUAGUUUAUAUUUAAACUAAAUAUAUUAAGUACAUAUGAAGGAAGAAAUAAGGACACAAUGGUUAGGAAUUUUAUUUCUUUAACUUUGAUUUUAGAGGAUGCAUGUCUUCCAUUGAUGUUAAUAAUGAAAUGGAAUGGAAUGAAAUUAAUUUUUAUUUCCUUGUUUAAAAAAAUGUUUUCUAGAAAGUGCUUCCUCUCUCUUUUUAAUUAAUUGUCGCAAAAAUAUUGUUUUUAUUUUAUUUGUUGCGUUUUCAAAGUUUACUACAAUAUAUGGAGGGAGUAUUAUCGAAAAAAGAAAAUUUACUACAA
This is a messenger RNA of Trifolium pratense (red clover), 2035 nucleotides long. RefSeq names its product pectate lyase-like. The coding region runs from base 243 to 1598 and encodes 451 amino acids. The record is from RefSeq and is a predicted model, not a curated record. Lineage: Eukaryota; Viridiplantae; Streptophyta; Magnoliopsida; Fabales; Fabaceae. Gene Ontology annotation, molecular function: pectate lyase activity. The transcript has 3 exons.